GUGUGUCCUCUAGAAGUGUCAGUCAGUUCAGGGAGUGUCCAGGUUGCCCGGGGCCAGACAGCGGUAUUGCCCUGCACCUUCACCACAAAUGCUGCUCUCACUAACCUUAAUGUCAUCUGGAUGGUCAUUCCUCUUUCUAACGCCAAUCAGCCUGAACAGGUUAUUCUCUACCAAGGGGGUCAGAUCUUUGGUGGUGCACCCCAGUUCUAUGGGAGAGUGGGGUUUGCUGUGACAAUGCCAACCACCAGUGCCUCCAUCUUCAUCAACAACACUCAGCUGUCAGAUACUGGUACAUACCAGUGUUUGGUCAACAAUCUUCCCGACCGAGGUGGCAGGAAUAUUGGAGUCAUUGGACUCACUGUUUUGGUUCCUCCUUCUGCCCCACUCUGCAGAAUCCAGGGGUCCCUGGAUGUGGGCAGCGAUAUCACACUGACCUGCAGCUCAGAAGAAGGCAUCCCCCGGCCAACAUACCUCUGGGAGAAACUGGACAAUGUACCCAAGUUGCCCCCAACUGCCACACAAGACCAAGUCCAGGGCACUGUCACUCUCCGAAAUAUCAGCACUGUGUCCUCAGGUCUUUACCAAUGUGUGGCUUCAAAUGCCAUUGGAACAAGCACUUGCCUUCUGGACCUGCAAGUCAUUGCACCCCAUCCCCGGAGCAUCGGCCUGAUUGCUGGAGCAGUGGCCACGGGUGCUGUUGUGCUAGUUGUCUGCAUUGUCUUGGUGGCCGUGGCGCUGUUUUACUGGAAAAAUAAACACAAAGAGGAAGAAGAAGAGGAGAUUCCCAAUGAGAUAAGGGAGGAUGACCUGCCACCCAAGUGCUCCUCCACCAYGAAAACAUUCCAUGCCGAUGCAUCCUCAUCCGAAAACGACACCCUCACCUCUUCCAACACCUACAACAGCCGUUACUGGAACGACCCCAAAGCCAACCAUGCCACAGACUCCUUCACCCGCUUCAGCAACAACAACGACGUGCGUCAGCCCCCCUUCUCCCGCUCGGGUAGCACGAGCACCCGCCCCAUCUACGCCAAUGGAGGGCACCCAUCCCCGGCUCCCCCUAAGACGCUGGUGGUAACGGCCAACACGGCCCCAUCCCCUCAGGARGUGGUGAGGAGCAAUGGCUCAGUGAGCAGGAAGCAAAGGCCGCAGCACACGCGCUCCUAUGCAGUGAGCCAGGCAACACUGGAGCGCAUCGGGGCUGUUCCUGUCAUGGUGCCUGCUCAGAGCCGGGCCGGUUCCCUCGUGUAGGGCGCUUGGGCAGGCAAAAACACAGCAAGAAGCUUCAUGUACCAAGUGGGGUGAGGACAUGGGCAAGAGACCCUCCUACUCCUUGAAAAAUGUGGUGAGAUGGGGGGAGAUGCRCCUCUCCCCGCUGCCCUUCCCCCUCCCAAGACUGUUGCUGGCUGGUGGGACAGCCCCGGCCUUGCCACUUUGCCCCCCAGGUUUUGGGGGCUUUUCCACACUGGUGGAUCUCACAGAUGUGCCAAGGCCACAGGAGAAGGGUCCUAGGGGCAUUGCUGUGCUCGCCCUGACUGCUGGGCCCCAGCAGGGAUGCACACUCGGCCCUAAUCUCUGGGGAAUUUGUUUUC
Molecule: messenger RNA, 1589 nt
Organism: Nothoprocta perdicaria
Lineage: Eukaryota; Metazoa; Chordata; Aves; Tinamiformes; Tinamidae
Gene: IGSF11
Product: immunoglobulin superfamily member 11
Exons: 6
Coding region: 121-1248 (375 amino acids)
Biological process (GO): homophilic cell-cell adhesion
Cellular component (GO): cell-cell junction
Molecular function (GO): ionotropic glutamate receptor binding
Source: RefSeq, a predicted model, not a curated record